AUGAUUCGUUGGGCAAGUGUACUUUGCAAAUCAUUGAAAACGACUCCUUCUUCGUUCCCUCUCAAUUUCGUUCCAUUUUCUGCCUACAAAACCUGCAUCAAUCGCUUGCUGUUGCCCAUCAUCACUUCUCCUAUUUUGGCCAGACUUUUUCGUGGGCCCUGCCAACCGUUCGAUGAAAUGCCUAGGAGAACUCAAAGCUUUUUCGCUUUUGGGUUUUUUGAUGUUCUUGAUCUUGUUGAGUUAUGUAAAGUGAAACCCGAUUUUAGAAACAUAGUCAAUGUUCAUGCCUUAGCAUUUAAGGUCGGUGUUCUCGGUCAUCUCCCCACUUCCACUUCUCUUAUUAUAGCUUAUACACGAGCAGGACAUUAUCCUUCUUCUUUGGCACUUUUUGGUGAGAUUUCUUGCAAAGAUGUGGUACUUUGGAAUGCAAUGAUGACAUGUACAAUCGAAAAUGGACAGUUUACAGAUGCAAUAAGCUUCUUUGUUCAAAUGCUACAUGAAGGAAUCAAGUUUGACUCUGUAACUCUAGUGAUUGCCAUUUCAGGAUUGUCAACUAUUACAAAUAGUUUGCUAUAUCUACAGGCUGUUCAUAGUUUAGGCCUAAAGCUAGGUUUACUUUCUUACCCUGAUUUAUGCAAUGCUCUUAUCAAUGCACAUGCUAAAUCUGGUGAUUUGGAGUCCUCAGAGAGCAUAUUUAUGGAUUCCAAAGUGAAAGACAAAUUUUCAUGGAACUCUAUGAUUACUGGUUGUUUAAGAAACCAUCAUCCUGAAAAAUCUUUAUGGUAUUUCAAGAACAUGGUUUCUAGUGGAACACAAGUUGAUGAUGUCAGUUUAUCAUGUGCUAUUGCAGCUUCAAAUUCUUUGCUAAAUCUUCAUAAUAUUGGUAAGACUCUUCAUGGGAUUGGAAUAAAACUUGGAUUAGAUGAAACCCCUCAUGUUUCUGUCCAAAAUGCCCUUGUUUCAUUGUACUCAAAAUGUGGAGAUAUUGAUGCUGCUGAGACUCUGUUUAGAGGGAUUUAUGAUAAGGAUUUGGUUUCUUGGAAUACAAUGAUUCAAGGGUUUGCUUCAAAUGGAAUGAUUGUUGAAGCAUUUCAUCUUUUGAGUGAAAUGCAAUUUAUAAAAUCUUCUAUCCAACCGGAUACAGUGACAAUACUUUCUGUGCUUUCAUUAUGUGCAGAAUCAUUGCUUUUAAGAGAAGGGAAAACCAUUCAUGGAUUCUUUAUAAAAAGAUUACCCAGAUUUGACCUAAUAUUGAAUAAUAGUCUUAUGAACAUGUAUUCCAAAUGCAACCAAAUAGACAAAGCUGAAAAUUUGUUCAUGUCUAUAAAAGAUAAAGAUUUGGUUUCUUGGAAUACAAUGAUAUCCGGAUACAUCCAAAAUGGGAAUUCAAGAUUUGCUCAAAUCCUAUUCAAGAAACUAUUGUAUCAAUGUUUGGAAUGCAGUUUAUCAACUGUUCUAGCAAUCCUUUCUUCUUGUGAUUCACCCGAAUUUCUUAAAUUUGGGGAAUCUUUACACAGUUGGGAGUUGAAAUUAGGGUUCUCGAACAAUAUCCACGCGAUUAACUCCUUAAUCUUCAUGUACACCAAUUGUGGAGACUUGAAAGCUUCUUAUAAAUUAUUACAAAGUGUUUCAAAAGUUGUAGACACCACAUGUUGGAAUGCCAUGAUCACAGGUUGCACACAAAACGGAUACUUUCUAGAAGCUUUAAAAACUUUCAACUUAAUGAGACAAGAAACAUACACAAAACCCGAUUCCGUUACCCUCGUAAGCGUCAUAUCCGCUUCCAGAACCCUGGAAUCGGUGAUUCCGGGGAAACUAGCUCACGGAAUCGCGCAUAAAACUUGGUUUGAUCGAGACGUUCGUGUACAAAAUGUGUUGAUCACAAUGUAUGGAAAAUUCGGGGAUGUUGAGAGUGCGAGUUUAGUGUUUGACUUGUGUGUUGACCGGAAUCUUUGUUCAUGGAAUUGCAUGAUCUCGGUUCUUUCUCAAAACAAGGAGGCGAAAACCGCGUUACGUUUGUUUAAAAACAUGGAUUUUGAACCUGAUGAGAUCACAAUCGUGACUAUGUUAUCAUCAUGUACACAUUUAGGAACAAUCAGAUAUGGAAAACAAAUCCAUGGAUAUAUUUUAAGAUCAAAUUUUCACAAAAACAGUUUCAUAAACGCUGCACUUAUCGACAUGUAUAGCAAUUGCGGGAGGCUCGACAUUUCCAUCAUCAUAUUCGGUUCUUCAUCGGAAAAGACAAUUGCAAGUUGGAAUUCAAUGAUUUCUGCAUACGGGUUUCAUAGUGAAGGUCGUAAGGCAAUUGAGGUGUUCAACGAAAUGAUAAUGACCAAAACACCCCCGACAAAAACGAGUUUUAUAAACUUGCUAUCGGCUUGUGGUCAUUCAGGGUUGGUGGAAGAAGGGAUUGGGUAUUAUAAUUGUAUGUUGGAUGAAUAUGGUGUGGAACGGGUUACAGAGCAUAAUGUUUGUGUGGUGGAUAUGUUGGGUAGAUGUGGGAGGUUGAGUGAGGCUUAUGAGUUUAUAGAGAAGAUGGUGUUGAGAGAUGAAGGUGUUUUGGGGGCGAUGUUGAGUUGGUGUGGUUAUUAUGGGGAUGUUGAAAUGGGGAAGAAAGUAGGUGAGAUUCUUUUUUAUUUGGAACCUAGAAAAGCAGGGUACUAUGUUUGUUUAGCGAAUGCUUAUGUUGGUGUUGGAAGUUGGAGUGAUGCUGUGAAGUUGAGAAAGUGUGUGGAAGAUAUGAGGUUGAAGAAACAAGGAGGUUAUAGUUUAGUUGAUAUCGGUUUGUAA
Lactuca virosa is the source of this 2790-nucleotide messenger RNA. The record is from the annotation of a GenBank genome assembly. NCBI's taxonomy places the organism in Eukaryota, Viridiplantae, Streptophyta, Magnoliopsida, Asterales, Asteraceae.